Messenger RNA from Aspergillus alliaceus, 840 nucleotides. RefSeq lists its product as uncharacterized. The record is from RefSeq and is a predicted model, not a curated record. Gene Ontology annotation, molecular function: transmembrane transporter activity. Bases 1 to 840 code for a protein of 279 amino acids. The transcript has 3 exons. Gene Ontology annotation, biological process: transmembrane transport. Lineage: Eukaryota; Fungi; Ascomycota; Eurotiomycetes; Eurotiales; Aspergillaceae.
AUGGAAAAGGCGUCUAUACUGCGGCGGCAAACCCAUAAUUCGGGGAUCCACGCUAAGCAGGACGAGGUCGAGAUUGAUUGUAACAAUCUAAUCACUGUGAAUUUCAGCCGGCCGUUUCGUAUGCUGUUCACAGAGCCGAUCGUGUUUUUGGUGACAUUAUACCUGUCUUUCAUCUACGGUCUGAUGUAUGCUUUGCUGGGAGCAUAUCUUGUGGUGUUCCAGGGAAUCCAUGGAAUAAAUCUGAGGGUGGGCAGCUUGCCAUUUUCCGGACUAAUCAUUGGCGAGUUCGCUGGGGGCGUUUACACCCUAUUGAGUCAGAAGGCAUAUACGAAGAAGUUGAUAGCCAACAAUCAUGUCCCCGUGCCCGAAAGGAGAUUACCACCGGUGAUUGUCGGUAGCAUUGCCUUCAUCGUCGGGCUAUUUUGGUUCGGUUGGACAGGCUGGACCAAGAAUAUCCACUGGAUGGCCCCCACCGCAUCAGGGGGUGUUCGUAGGGUUCGGCAUCUACUGCAUCUUCCUGCAAUGUUUGAACUAUCUGAUCGAUUCGUAUCUGCAGUUGACAGUGCCGCUUCGGUCUUCGCCGCCAACACUAUCCUCCGGUCUGCCGUCGGGGCGUGUUUUCCGCUCUUUUCGUGCCAGAUGCUUAUCAACCUAGCUGUUCGAUGGGCUGGAACUCUAUUGGGAUGUCUAGCAGCGACUAUGAUCCCGAUUCCUGUGGGAUUUAUCAUCUGGGGCCCCGCGUCGCGGCGAAAGAGUAAAUUUGCGCCGACAGCGGUGGUAUUUGAGGAGAAGUCGGGGCAGUUAACUGCUGUGAGCGUGGAGAUGCGGAGAUCAGAAUAG